UUCAAAUUAAAGAAUAAUAAGGAAAUUUAUGCGUCGGAACGCGUCGUCCUCUUCAUCGAGCUAGGGUUUCGAAUUCCUCCUCUUCUCUCCACGAGGGGAUUGCCGGAGAGUCGCCACUCCGGCGACCCAGAUCGCCGCCCAACGCGCAAUUCAGGGAAAUUUUCUAGAGGCACCACAAGAUGAGCAGUACAGUGCAGAGAACUCCCAGGUCGGGUGGACGAUCGUUGUUUUUUCAAGAUUUGGCGACUCCUGUUUCUGCCAGGAGGGGAAAGUUUUCGACCCCUGGCCAGGCUGCUGCAGUGUCUGCUCUCUGGCGAGAAAAUUUUGGGGCUUCAGAUCUUCCGCCGCCUCCCAUUUACACCUUGGAAGAUCGCUCUGAUUUCUCGCCAGAAUCUGGCAUUCCCGACUAUCCAAUGUCCCCAGAGAUCAAGUCAGACCCGAGAACCCCAGCUCAGAGCUCUGGCCGGGAUUUCUCCACUCCUCUUAAAAAUAAAUCUGAGGCAAGCACUUCGUAUGCGCUCAAGAGUGGGCAGCAAAACCAACAGGGUUUGGGGAAUAUGAAUUGGUGGUCGCCUGCAAAGAGUCCUAGUGAGCCGGAGGAUAAAGGGAAAGGUUCACCAGUUGAGGGUGUUGUUCAGCCUGGUGCACUCAUCACUCUUCCACCUCCAAGGGAAGUUGCUAGGCCAGAGAUGCAGAGAAAUUGCUUGCCUGCAGGGAACCUCGAUGAGGAAGAGUGGGUUACUGUUUAUGGAUUUUCUCCAGGUGAUACCAAUUCAGUACUGAGAGAGUUUGAAAAAUGCGGUGUAAUAUUGAAACAUAUUCCUGGCCCAAGAGAUGCAAACUGGAUGCAUAUUCUUUAUCAGAACCAUGCUGAUGCUCAGAAGGCACUCAACAAGAAUGGGAUGCAAAUAAAUGGUAUACUUAUUGUUGGUGUGAAGCCUGUCGACCCUAUGCAACGGCAAGCUCUGAAUGAGAGACUCAACAAUCAAGGCUUCAUGCCAUUGCCUCCACCAACUAGUAGAAGUACAGAUUUGGUUCCUCAUAGAUCAUCUCCUCACCCAUACUAUCUCCAAAAUGGCACUUCUAGCAAGAAUCAGUCAGGAGGUGCCAUUGCUUCGCCUGCCAAGUCUGUGGUUUCCAAAAUAAUGGAUUUGAUGUUUGGGGUUUAGGCAAGCAACACUGCUCACUCGAAUGGUCUAGGCAGCACCUGUCAACAGUUUGAGUGAUCCAUUCAUCUGGGAAGAGAUUUUGAAUUUUUUACUUUCUUUUUCUCCUUUUCUGUUAUUGCUUUUUCGGUGAAUGUGCCUGUAUACUGCAGAGCUGCGAUCCAAAGGUCGAACGAGGUUUUGUUCUUUAAUUGGAGGCAAUCAGAAGAUACAAAACAUGGACAAUGUUCUAUUGUACCUCCUUUUACAUUGUGGAAGCCUCUACCUAUAUGCCAUUGUUAUUAGC
Molecule: messenger RNA, 1452 nt
Organism: Syzygium oleosum
Lineage: Eukaryota; Viridiplantae; Streptophyta; Magnoliopsida; Myrtales; Myrtaceae
Product: nuclear pore complex protein NUP35
Exons: 4
Coding region: 180-1169 (329 amino acids)
Biological process (GO): regulation of DNA-templated transcription; NLS-bearing protein import into nucleus; nuclear pore organization
Cellular component (GO): nuclear membrane; nuclear pore central transport channel; nuclear pore nuclear basket
Molecular function (GO): phospholipid binding; single-stranded DNA binding; structural constituent of nuclear pore
Source: RefSeq, a predicted model, not a curated record